Messenger RNA from Rubroshorea leprosula, 3756 nucleotides. The record is from the annotation of a GenBank genome assembly. Lineage: Eukaryota; Viridiplantae; Streptophyta; Magnoliopsida; Malvales; Dipterocarpaceae.
GCUAUCACAACAACCACACAGCAAAAUCCAAAUUCGUUGAAGCCACUGAAGCCACACACUACAGCUGUGUUUCGCCUCCGUACCUCCAUUGAGGCUUUCAUAGCUCCUUUCAUGGGAUUGCGUGGAUUGGAUAACGGGGUCCUGGUAGUAUUUUGAGCUGUGUUGAAUUACUUUUCAAGAGGUAUCAUAAACUUCUUGAAAUGAGCGCAAUGCGCUUAGUGGGCUUGUUGAGUGUUUGGAAUGGGAACUUAAUAAAAUGUCCCCUUGUGCAAGGCAUGAACCUACAUCGAACCAACCCAUCAUUUGUCAUUGACACAGGAAGAUGGAUCAAAAGGGAGAAAACUUGCAUUAGAUUUUCUACCAUUGCAGCAGCUAAUGAUGAUAGAAGCAAAAGCUGCAAGAAAAUGUUAGCAAAGGACCUGGCCUUUCUUGUUGAGGAAUCAUCUAGUCUUGAUGAUAGCAGACCCAAGACUAGAAUGGAGGAAAAGAGGUCUCUUGAACUUCGCAUAAAGAAGAGAGUAAAGGAGCAAUAUGUGAAUGGAAAGUUUCAAAACCUAAUGGCCAGAGUGAUUGCCAAUCCAGAUACUCUUCAGGAUGCUUACAAUUGUAUUAGGCUUAAUUCAAAUGUUGACAUGACAAACAGUGCCGAUGGAAUCUGUUUCAAAUCCAUUGUGGAUGAGCUCCAUUGUGGGCAUUUUGAUUUCAAAGCAAAUACCUUCUCUGUCUCAACAAGAGGUGCAAGAAAAGAGGUUCUUGUCCUUCCUAAUCUGAGGACUAGGAUUGUUCAGGAAGCCAUUCGAAUGGUUUUGGAAGUUGUUUACAAACCCCACUUCUCAAAAAUUUCGCAUGGCUGUCGAAGUGGAAGAGGACCUUCUACUGCGUUGAAGUACAUCAGCAAGGAGAUCUCUUGUCCUAAUUGGUGGUUCACAAUGCUUUUAAACAAAAGAGUGGAUGCUUGCAUCAUUAAUAAGCUCAUCUCGAUAUUGCAAGACAAGAUAGAAGACAUGCAGUUAUAUGCUACAAUUAGAAGCAUGUUUGAUGCUAAUGUGUUAAGUUUUGAGUUUGGUGGUUUUCCAAAAGGCCAAGGCCUUCCUCAAGAGGGAGUUUUAUCACCCGUAUUAAUGAAUAUAUAUCUUGACCUCUUUGAUCAUGAGUUUUACAGACUGUCAAUGAUAUAUGAAGCUCUGGAUCCAGACUUUGGUGAUGCUGGAGAUAAGUUCCAUUCCAAGCUGCGUAAUUGGUACAGGAGACAGCUAAAAGAUAAAGAUCUCAAAUACACUGAUAACGAUAAUUCUGGUCCAAGAGUUCAUUGUUGCCGCUUUAUGGAUGAGAUAUUUUUUGCAUUUUCUGGUUCCAAAGAUGUUGCUCUUCGUUUCAAGGCCGAGAUUGUAAAUUACUUGAAGAGUUUUCUACACCUGGAUGUUGAUGAUCAAAUAGAAAUUCUACCAUGUGAUGAAUUUCAUGGAAUUCGCUUUUUGGGAACUCUGGUUCAAAGGAGCAGGCAAGAAAGCCCUGCUACAAGAGCUGUUCACAAGUUAAAAGAAAAGGUGAAGCUAUUUGCUUCACAGAAGCAAGAGGCCUGGAAUGCAGGGACAGUUAGAAUUGGGAAGAAAUGGUUGGCUCAUGGUUUAAGGAAGGUCAAAGAGUCAGAAAUCAAGCAUUUAGUUGAUGGUGGUUCUAAUUUGACUAAAAUUUCUUCCUUUCGUAAAACUGGGAUGGAAACUGAUCAUUGGUUUAAGGUUUUGCUUAAAGUAUGGAUGGAAGACAUUAAAACCAAAGAACCAGAGAGUGAGAAAAUUCUAUUGUCAAGGUAUGUUGCUGAACCAGCGCUUCCCCAAGAACUAAUGGACUCCUAUUAUGAAUUCCUAAAGCGUGCGGAUGAUUAUGUUUCUUCUGAGACAGCUGCUACUUUGGCUCUUUUGUCAAGUUCAAGCUUGGAUACUGAAUGUGUCAUCACUGAGAUUGUGGCUCCUGUCAAUGCCAUAAAGAAGUGUCUCUUCCGAUAUGGAUUGAUCACAUCUGAUGGAUACCCUCGCACAAGCUCUCUGCUCAUCUUACAAGAUAACAGCCAAAUUAUUGAUUGGUUUUCAGGAAUUUUCUGUCGCUGGAUUAGGUGGUACCGUGAUUUCAACAACUUCAAUGAGGUAAAGCUCAUCAUUUCUAAAGUAUUGAGGAAAUCAUGCAUUCGCACUCUAGCGGCAAAAUAUAGAAUUCAUGAAAAUGAAAUAGAGAAACGUUUUGAUUCAGAACUGAGUAGAAUCCCCUCUACUGAAGAGAUAGAGCAAGAGCUGGAGCAUGAAAUGUCAGAUUCUAACACUUUUGACACUGAUGAGGCCUUGAUGUAUGGGAUUUCUUAUAGUGGUUUGUGUCUGCUAUCUCUGGCAAGAAUUGUAAGCCAGUCACGGCCCUGCAAUUGUUUUGUACUGGGAUGCUCAGCAGCAGCACCAAGUGUUUAUACUCUCCAUGUAAUGGAAAGACAGAAAUUUCCAGGAUGGAAUACUGGGUUCUCAAGCUGUAUUCAUCCAAGCUUGAAUAGGAGGCGAAUUGGAUUGUGUAAGAAACAUCUAAAGGAUUUAUAUCUUGGUCAUAUAUCACUUCAGUCCAUUGAUUUUGGAGUAUGGAAAUAACUUGUUUCAAUGUAUUCUAAGUCUUCUGUAGCAGCAGGCAUCCCGGACCCAUCUGUGAGUUAGUGGCUGGGAAAGCUAUCAUAAAGACUGAGUUGGCUAUGGUCAUGCAUGCUAUAAAAAUUUGAAGAGUGGAUGUGGUUGCAUUUAACUCUUCAUUCAAUUUUUUGCAUUAUUUGCAAGAACAUGUUGACAACUUUUGACUGAAGUGAAUUUUUGGUAUCUUCCUUUGACUAGGCCAUAUUAUGGUUCACAUCUCAUUUGAUAAACAUGAUCAACUGUAUAAGUAUAACAUCCAGAAGGAGAUCUGUCAUUGGUAGGAACUUAUCCAAAAGUGCAUCAGUGAGUCUGGGACUUCAGAAUCUGUGGGAGUCGAUUCUUGGUGAGAGGAUGUGUAAUACAAGUUUAAAGUAAAGAAAGGCCAAGUACAUUGUUUAGGGAAGACCGCCACUACCAAUAAAUCCCUGCAGCCAUCAUCUAAUCAACCUGACGUGGAAGAUAGGUUUAGGGCUUUAGAAGGCUUACUUGGUGAGAGAUGGUUGCUUGUGGAAUUGAUUUGCAUACUGUAAAUAAUCAAUCUGAUGUGGAAGCUAGGUUUGGCCAAGUAGAUUUUAAUAUGAUAACAGAUAUCAUACCAGCAGCAAAUAAUUUGACUAGACAGCUAUACUGUAAAUAUUGAGUAUUGGAGAUACUGAAAUGAACUUUGUUGAGGUUCCUGGUGCUGGCAGUGCUCCAAAUGUUUCUCUACCUGAAAUUGUUGGCCUUCACAAUCCAGUCAUUGACUUCCGUUUGCUAAUCCAGAUGAGCCAAUUAGCCAAAGGAUGCAUGGUAGCUUAAAUGGCUGCUGCAAUUUCUUGGGUGGUGAGUUCUUUUUUGUGUGUGUGCUGCUGCUUUCUUUGUGGUCUUUUCAUUAAGGUUUUUAUUUUCAUUUUUUGGUUUGGACUGUUAGGAGCAAGCUUAAAGGCGCACCCCCACAUAAGUUGAGGGUGUUGAGUUUUGGGUUUUUGUUCUGCUUUGUGUAGAGUACACAGAAGACUUAUUACCAUCAUUAACAAUCCUGUGAACUAACUUAUCAGGUAUAUCAAGUGAAAUGUUGCUUUGUAUUCUGUUUUAGUAAAAAAUGCAAGGUUGA